AUGUCGAUGAUGGUAAAGCAAGGAGUUGCAAAGAGAGUUUUAGAGAAACAUAUUGAGGAACUAGAAAAAGAAAGACAUACCAGGGAUUUAUUUCAUCAAAGAGAUGUUUCCGAUAUUAAACGUGAAUUGAAAGUGCAAGACGCUGACGUAAAAGACGUCAAAGGAAGAAAAAGUGUUAAAAACGAAUUACCACCAGUAACCCUGUUUAAUAAAGAAAGAUCAAGUCAACUAGGACGAUCAGUGCAAAAUCAACAACAAAACAGACUAGCGGUUCAUAGACAUUCUAUAGAUAUUGCCGAUAUCGCUAGAUUUAAGACUGACAUGAACCAAGAAUCAAACGCUGGUGAUUCCGUCGUGAAUCAAAUGCAAUCAAUUCUGAAUCAAACUAAAGCCAGGUCGACCAAAACAUCAGAUGAGAUAUGGAUGGAACGUUUUCAAGAGAGAUUUCCUAGUGCAGCUGCUAAGGCUGAAAAUGCUCUGAAACACCCCGAUAUGAUAGACGGUAAACAGUUUGUUAUAAUCGAGAAGAGUAAAUCCCCAAGGUCAAGUCGUAAACCUAAGAACGCUGCCAAAGGUUUGUCUGAUGUGCCAACUGUUAGUUUGGAUUUGUUAUUUGCGAAGGAUGAUCGGAAAAAAGUGAGUUUUGAUGAAAGAAACAGCCCAUCUGGUAGUAAUAAAGAUGCAGAUGAGCAUACUGAAUUCUAUCGCCUUGGUGAUGACGAAGGGGCCUGGAAAUCAGCGAGAAAAUGUCGUUAUUUACGAGGAUAUGACCCCCCUGAUAUGGUAUUACCUGAAGGUGAAAACACACAGUUUGUUUUUGGUAGAAACUUUAACCAAGCACUGGAAGACAAGCGCAAACACAAAGAAAAUGCCCAGUGAAUAUGACACUAUUACAAUGUUCAAUUUGUAUGCGCAU
This is a messenger RNA of Lottia gigantea (owl limpet), 916 nucleotides long. RefSeq lists its product as hypothetical. Lineage: Eukaryota; Metazoa; Mollusca; Gastropoda; Lottiidae. Bases 1 to 879 code for a protein of 292 amino acids. The record is from RefSeq and is a predicted model, not a curated record. The transcript has 2 exons.